Messenger RNA from Nannizzia gypsea CBS 118893, 1095 nucleotides. RefSeq lists its product as hypothetical. The transcript has 2 exons. NCBI's taxonomy places the organism in Eukaryota, Fungi, Ascomycota, Eurotiomycetes, Onygenales, Arthrodermataceae. The coding region runs from base 1 to 1095 and encodes 364 amino acids. The record is from RefSeq and is a predicted model, not a curated record.
AUGCUACGGAGGCGAGGUUCAACCCUUGCUAAAGUUUGUGAUCGGCAUACACCUUUCACAUUUCUUUUGUACAGAGUAAAUAUAUAUUCAGAGAGCCUCCUACCUCCGCUCUAUAUUGACACACUCUUCUACUCGGCGCUUCUACUCCAAUUUCUACGUGGUCUUCCACUCUACACUUAUUCUUCCCACAUACUCAAUACCAGAACUCAACGUCUUCAAUUUACAAGCAAGCGAAAAUGGUCCAAGAGGUGUCCAGUUUCUAUUGCUGGCCUUACCUGGCGGAGCUCUAAGAACUCCAAUGGACUAGGCCAGCCAUCCAUGCCAGACGUUGACCUUUACACGGAGGUGCUAAUGGAUAUCGUCUCCAAGCAUAGAGACGCAACUUCAGGACGUCAAUUUACCUAUCUCGAGAUCAGUACUGGAUCAGGUCGGGUGACUCUAGGUAUUUUGAAAAGCCUUUCGGAUGCAUCCUUCAAUACCAGCAACAUAAAUAUGGUUGAUUUAGAUGUUGUGCAGAACAUGCUGGAUUUAGCAGCAAAGCUGGAAUCGAAGACGAGCGGUAUUUCUCCUCCUGUCAACUGGGUGCUAGGUAACGCACUGGAACUCAAAAAGCUUCCCGUUUUAUUACAACCGAAUGGGCAUGUCACCAUAGACCUUCUCCUUUUCCCGUUUGGCAGUAUUGUCCAUAUGACGGGCGAUGGGGAGGUAGAGCAGUUGUUCCAGCAGAUUGCGAAAGUUCUUACGCCAUGCACAGGGCGAGCCUACAUAUCUUUCAUGUAUUGGUUUUUGGUUAAACCAGGCGACAACAUGGAAGCCCACAUCAAUAGUGAAGUCCGACCCCCGCCGAAAGACAUCCAGAGUGCAGAGUUCCCCGGGGUUUCGUACCGUUACGAGAUGAAAAAGAGCGAAUGUCAGGGUCAACUGGUCAUGUACCGCGAAGACGUGCAAGUCUUCAAGCAUGGCGGUGGUGGACAGAGGAGGGAAAUCGAAACUAUCAUGUUACACAGGCAUUGCGUUGGUUUUCCGAACCUGCCAUCACGGCAGCCUAUGAAGCAGCCGGCUUACGACUGCUGGAAACGAAAGUGGAUGGUUUAG